This is a messenger RNA of Dromiciops gliroides (monito del monte), 1543 nucleotides long. RefSeq names its product Josephin domain containing 2 (gene JOSD2). Gene Ontology annotation, molecular function: cysteine-type deubiquitinase activity. Gene Ontology annotation, biological process: protein deubiquitination. NCBI's taxonomy places the organism in Eukaryota, Metazoa, Chordata, Mammalia, Microbiotheria, Microbiotheriidae. Bases 188 to 793 code for a protein of 201 amino acids. The record is from RefSeq and is a predicted model, not a curated record. The transcript has 5 exons.
AGGCCUUGUGGGCCCACCGCGGGAAGUCAUGGGAAGGCGAGUCCCUCUGUAAGCCAAGGGGCUUCUGGGAAAAUCCCGCAGGAGUUUCUGGGAAAGUGAUCCGAGAGAAACUCUGAAGACUUCUGGGACGAUCAGCCCUGGCGCGGGGACCUCUGGGAAGACGAGUUCCGCAGGGUCCGGACCCUGGAUGUCUGGGAGUCCGGGGCCGCCGGCACCCCCCGAGGAGGGGGGCGCGCCGCCUCCCGGGGCCGAGCCCCCCAUGUCCGUGUACCACGAGCGACAGCGCCUGGAGCUGUGCGCGGUGCACGCGCUCAACAAUGUCCUGCAGCAGCGCCUCUUUAGCCAGGAGGCGGCCGAUGAGAUCUGCAAGAGGCUGGCCCCCGACUCCCGCCUGAACCCUCAUCGAAGCCUCCUGGGCACGGGGAACUACGACGUGAACGUCAUCAUGGCUGCGCUUCAGGGCCUGGGCCUGGCUGCGGUGUGGUGGGACCGGCGGCGGCCCCUGGCCCAGCUGGCCUUGCCCAAGGUGCUGGGCUUCAUCCUGAACCUGCCCUCGCCCGUCUCCCUGGGCCUGCUGACCCUUCCUCUGCAGCGGCGGCACUGGGUGGCCUUGCGGCAGGUGGCCGGCGUGUACUACAACUUGGACUCGAAGCUUCGGGAGCCCAUGGCCCUGGGUGGCGAGGCCGAGCUCAGGGACUUCCUGUCCGCUGCCCUGGCCGAGGGCCCAUGUGAGGUGCUUCUGGUGGUAACCAAAGAGGUGGAAGCCGAGGGUAGCUGGCUGCAGGCGGCCUGAGCGCCCCCUCCCCCGGCAGCAGGUCCUGAGGGACCCCCACAGCCUGGGCACCCGGCCCUGGGCGACUACCUCUCCCUGUCACAUUGCUGCUGCCCCUCCCGGUGUGGGUCUGCCUUCCCCGUGUCCCAGUCCUCCCUGUCCUGGCUUCUGUCCGUCCGUCAGUCAGUCGGUGUCUCUGGAGAGUGUCCUGACCGGCUGUCAAGGCCUCCCUGGGGGGAGGGAGGACAAAAGGGGGGCAGGCUCCUCAGCUGCCGCUGCAGCCACUUCCUUAAUAAACGUGGCGGCCUGGAUGGCAGGGCCCGCCCCUCUGGGGGCCUUAUCUCCCCUCACCCCCCUCCAGGCACAAAGUGCUCCGGCUAGAUUAGGGCCUCCCCAGCUGUCCCGUCCCAGGCCUCUCCUCUGCCCUCUCCAGCAGCCACACCCCCAGCACGGGCUGGGUGCCAAGGGCUGGGGGGGCAUGCUCUGGGCUCCUGCCUUGGCAGCCUCCUGGUGUGCUGGGCAGGGGGUCAGCCCUGGGCUGGGGUGAGGGGCACAGGGGCCGCAGUGCUGGACUUCCCGGCCUGGGGUCGGGGCCUCCCCGGAUUGUUUCCCCUUCAGGAGACUUUCCUCAUCUGUAAAGCGGGGAUAAGCCUAGCCUCCACCUCAUGGGGCUUGUGAGAGCCCCCAGACCUCGAAGCUUGGCCAGCCUUCUGGGUCAGCCAUGAUGGUAUUACCACUGACUAGCGCAUUAAAAAAACCUCUCAAGUGCUA